This is a messenger RNA of Odobenus rosmarus divergens (Pacific walrus), 1290 nucleotides long. Its product is annotated as mannosidase, alpha, class 1B, member 1. The transcript has 8 exons. Gene Ontology annotation, cellular component: endoplasmic reticulum; membrane. Gene Ontology annotation, biological process: carbohydrate metabolic process; N-glycan processing. Lineage: Eukaryota; Metazoa; Chordata; Mammalia; Carnivora; Odobenidae. The record is from RefSeq and is a predicted model, not a curated record. The annotation marks the transcript as partial. Gene Ontology annotation, molecular function: calcium ion binding; mannosyl-oligosaccharide 1,2-alpha-mannosidase activity.
GCUGCGAUGGCUGCCCGCGGGUGUGGGACCAGCGAAGCCCCCGGCCCCUCUCAGAGCCCGGCCUCCUGACGCCGCCAGUGGGCGGGGCCGCCCGGGCCGCCUCCGCCGCUGUCAUGUAUCCGACGCCGCCGCCGGCGCCGCAUCGGGACUUCAUCUCGGUGACGCUGAGCCUCGGCCAGAGCUACGACGGCAGCAAAAGCUGGCGGCGGCGCUCGUGCUGGAGGAAAUGGAAGCAGCUGUCGAGAUUACAGCGGAACGCGAUCCUCUUCUUGCUCACGCUUCUGAUGCUCUGUGGACUCGUGUCCUACAUCAGCGUGGCUGACCAGUGGAGAGCCGUGAACGGCCGGUCAGCAGAAGAGCGGAAGAUGAGACCUGCAGAUCCGCCCGUGUUGCCAGCUCCUCAGAAAGCAGAUGCUAAUCCAGAAAACUUCCCAGGGGUUUUACCUCAGAAGCCUAAGAGGCAUUUCCGACGGCGACCGCCCAACCUGCAGAUUCGAGCCCCCGGUAGAGACUCCGAGGACCGGAGGCAGGACGACACCCAGCGGAGGGACGAGGCAGCAGGCGACGCUCGUCGGGAAGAGGACGCACAGAGAACAGCGGUCAGCUGGAGGGGAGCGGUGAUUGAGCCGCAGCCCGGCACCGAACCUCCUUCGAGAAAGGCAGAGGCCCCCCACAAGCCUUCCUCACAGGCCCCCGGGAUUCAGAACCAAGCAGCUUCCCCGAACGAGCGUCAGAGGGCCGUGAUCGAUGCCUUCCGCCACGCAUGGGCCGGAUACCGCAAGUUCGCCUGGGGCCACGACGAGCUGAAACCCGUGUCCAGGUCCUUCAGCGAGUGGUUUGGCCUGGGCCUGACGCUGAUUGACGCCCUGGAUACGAUGUGGAUUUUAGGUCUGAGAAAAGAGUUUGAAGAGGCCAGGAAGUGGGUGUCUAAGAAGCUGCGGUUUCAGAAAGACGUGGACGUCAACCUGUUUGAGAGCACGAUCCGCAUCCUGGGCGGGCUUCUGAGCGCCUACCACCUGUCUGGGGACGACCUCUUCCUGAAGAAGGCCGAGGAUUUUGGGAAUCGGCUCAUGCCUGCGUUCCAGACGCCCUCCAAGAUCCCCUACUCCGACGUGAACAUCGGCACCGGGGCCGCCCACCCGCCCCGCUGGACCUCGGACAGCACGGUGGCCGAGGUCACAAGCAUUCAGCUGGAGUUCCGGGAGCUCUCGCGCCUCACGGGCAGUAGGAAGUUUCAGGUACGGAGGGGCCGGGCCGUUGGCCGGGAGUGCGGCCGGCUCGCCACAGGAG